Messenger RNA from Racocetra persica, 218 nucleotides. NCBI's taxonomy places the organism in Eukaryota, Fungi, Glomeromycota, Glomeromycetes, Diversisporales, Gigasporaceae. The record is from the annotation of a GenBank genome assembly.
AACCAGCGAUAACGAAGCUCGAAAAGGCAAUAAGGGUAAAGAGCCCGUUGUUUCCUAUCAGCGCCGUUAUCAGAAAAUGCCAGUUAUGGAACUUUGGAAGCUCCGCAAUUCCGGAUCGUCGCUGUGUUAACCGAUUUCGUUGCGAUCGUCGGGCUAAAGGGUCCCAUUCAUGUGUCUAUGACUCAUUGCUCCGCAUAUUCACAGGCCUUGGCGUUUAG